GGCGACGGGUGGUGUCUGCGGCUUCCCUGGCGAGUCCUAGGUGGGAGUGUCUCUGCCCCCGAGGGGCGCCCAGUGCGAAAUCGGCUGAUCUGGAAAUGUGCGGAAGGGACCGGCGGAACCCACGCAGCGAGCGACCCGUUCCUCAGUUCUGCUUUCUCAGCGGGGGAAGCCCUGCCUUGCUUCCCAUCUGGAAGGGCAGUUUGCAUCACCGCGCAUGGGUUUGCUGCUUGCUUUCUUUGGCUGCCAGGAGCUCAUGGAUGGCCUGAAUCAGCCGCAGCACGCAAAAAGAGACGCUUGGACUAAUGGCGGAUGAAUAAGCAAACAUGGCCACCAUGGUUCCACCAGUGAAACUGAAAUGGCUUGAACACUUAAACAGCUCUUGGAUCACGGAAGAUAGUGAAUCCAUUGCCACUAGAGAGGGAGUUGCAGUCUUGUAUGCUAAAUUAGUCAGUAAUAAAGAAGUUGUACCAUUGCCUCAACAAGUUCUCUGUCUCAAAGGGCCCCAGCUGCCAGAUUUUGAGCGUGAGUCCUUAUCAAGUGAUGAGCAGGACCACUACCUGGAUGCCCUUCUUAGCAGCCAGCUGGCUCUGGCUAAGAUGGUUUGCUCAGACUCUCCAUUCGCUGGAGCACUUCGCAAACGUUUGCUUGUGCUACAGAGGAUUUUUUACGCACUUUCUAAUAAAUACCAUGAUAAAGGCAAAGUGAAGCAGCAGCAACAUUCUCCAGAAAGCAGUUCUGGGUCAACAGACAUCCAUUCCGUCAGCGAGCGGCCAAGGUCGAGCACAGAUGCGCUUAUAGAAAUGGGGGUCCGGACGGGACUGAGCUUGCUGUUUGCAUUGCUGCGGCAAAGCUGGAUGAUGCCUACUUCAGGAACUGGGCUUAGCCUUUGCAAUGAUGUCAUUCACACGGCAAUAGAGGUCGUGAGCUCCUUGCCACCUCUGUCUCUAGCCAAUGAAAGCAAAAUCCCUCCCAUGGGACUGGACUGCCUGUCUCAGGUAACCACAUUUCUCAAAGGAGUAACGAUUCCCAACUCCGGAGCAGAUACGCUUGGACGAAGGCUAGCUUCUGAGCUGCUGCUUGGGCUGGCUGCUCAGCGGGGCUCGCUGCGAUACCUCCUAGAAUGGAUUGAGAUGGCACUAAGCGCUUCAGCCAUGGUCAACUCAAUGGAGAAAAACAAAAUGCUGCAAACUCAAGAGGGGAUGAUCAGUUUUGAUUGUUUCAUGAAUAUAUUGAUGCAAAUGAGGCGAUCAUUGGGAUCGUCUGCUGAUCGAAGCCAAUGGAGGGAACCAACAAGGACAUCUGACGGCUUGUGCUCUCUUUAUGAGGCAGCUUUGUGGUUAUUUGAGGAGGUUUGUCGAAUGGCCUCCGACUACUCCAGGACAUGUGCAAGUCCGGACAGCAUCCAGACGGGGGAUGCCCCUCUUGUUUCUGAGACGUGUGAAGCGUAUGUUUGGGGUAGCAACAGCAGCCACCAACUUGUGGAAGGGACACAGGAGAAAAUCCUUCAGCCCAAGCUGGCCCCAAGCUUUUCUGAUGCUCAGACAAUUGAAGCUGGCCAGUACUGUACCUUCGUAAUAUCUACAGAUGGCUCCGUUCGUGCUUGUGGGAAAAACAGCUAUGGCAGGCUAGGGCUGGGCGAUUCCAACAAUCAGUCCACUCUGAAAAAGCUGACGUUUGAGCCUCACAGAUCCAUCAAGAAGGUGUCGUCUUCAAAAGGCUCUGAUGGCCACACGCUGGCGUUUACAACGGAAGGAGAGGUCUUCAGCUGGGGUGACGGAGACUAUGGGAAACUGGGUCAUGGAAAUAGCACCACACAGAAAUACCCAAAAGUUAUCCAGGGCCCCUUGCAAGGAAAGGUGGUGGUGUGCGUAUCAGCUGGAUACCGUCACAGCGCUGCUGUGACAGAAGAUGGUGAACUGUAUACUUGGGGAGAAGGAGAUUUUGGUAGACUAGGUCACGGUGAUAGCAACAGCCGUAACAUUCCAACUUUAGUAAAAGAUAUUAGCAAUGUUGGAGAGGUUUCCUGUGGCAGCUCGCAUACCAUAGCUUUAUCCAAAGAUGGGCGAACCGUUUGGUCAUUUGGAGGAGGAGAUAAUGGCAAACUUGGCCAUGGUGACACCAACAGAGUAUAUAAACCCAAAGUUAUAGAAGCCCUACAGGGAAUGUUCAUACGGAAAGUUUGUGCUGGAAGCCAGUCAUCACUGGCUCUAACGUCAACAGGGCAGGUCUAUGCCUGGGGCUGUGGGGCAUGCCUGGGAUGCGGUUCCUCAGAAGCCACCGCUCUCCGGCCAAAACUAACCGAAGAGUUGGCUGCGACUCGGAUAGUGGACAUUUCCAUUGGGGACAGCCACUGCUUGGCGCUUUCCCACGAUAAUGAAGUUUAUGCUUGGGGUAACAAUUCCAUGGGACAGUGUGGGCAGGGGAAUGCCACGGGUCCCAUUACUAAACCAAAGAAAGUGAGUGGCUUGGAUGGAGUUGCAAUUCAGCAGAUUUCAGCUGGAACAUCCCAUAGUCUUGCCUGGACAGCCCUUCCCAGAGACAGACAAGUAGUUGCCUGGCACAGACCUUACUGUGUGGAUCUUGAAGAAAGCACCUUUUCCCAUCUCCGCUCAUUUCUCGAGCAGUACUGCGACAAAAUUAAUAGUGAGAUUCCUCCUCUUCCUUUCCCCUCCUCAAGAGAGCAUCGCAAUUUCCUGAAGUUGUGCCUGAAGUUACUCUCUAACCACCUUGCUCUCGCGUUGGCUGGUGGAGUAGCUACAAGCAUUCUUGGGAGGCAAGCUGGUCCCCUUCGGAAUUUAUUGUUUCGAUUGAUGGACUCUUCUGUCCCAGAUGAAAUACAAGAAGUUGUGAUUGAGACUCUGUCAGUUGGUGCAACCAUGCUGCUGCCGCCUUUGAGAGAGAGAAUGGAGUUGCUGCACUCGCUUCUCCCCCAAGGUCCAGACAGAUGGGAGAGCUUAUCAAAAGGGCAGAGAAUGCAGCUGGAUAUUAUCCUGACGAGUCUGCAGGACCAUACUCAUGUAGCCUCCUUGCUCGGGUACAGCUCACCAUCUGACACCACGGAUAUUUCCUCUCUCUGUAUUGCCUAUGGAAAUAUUUCCGAUCCAGCAUACGGUGCCCAGAGUAACCAUCCAGACACUCAUCUGGCUGAAAUUCUAAUGAAGACACUUCUGCGUAAUUUGGGGUUUUAUACUGAUCAGGCCUUUGGAGAGCUGGAAAAGAAUAGUGACAAGUUUUUACUUGGAACGUCAUCCUCGGAAAACAGCCAGCCUGCUCACCUGCACGAGCUGCUGUGCUCCCUGCAGAAACAGCUUCUGGCAUACUGUCACAGCAGCAGCGUGGGCGAGAACUCAAGUAGUGUAGCGCUCCUGCACAAGCAUCUCCAGCUUCUGCUGCCUCAUGCUACGGAUAUCUAUUCCCGCUCUGCUGCGCUGCUGAAGGAGAGUCCUUGGAAUGGUAGCGUUGGGGAAAAGCUGCGAGAUGUAAUUUACGUGUCUGCCGCAGGAAGCAUGCUUUGCCAGAUUGUGAAUUCCCUGCUGUUGCUGCCCGUGUCAGUCGCGCAGCCUUUGCUGAGCUUCCUGCUGGAUCUGCUGCCCCCUCUGGACUGCCUCAAUCGGUUGCUGCCAGCUGCUGUACUUCUAGAAGACCAGGAGCUGCAGUGGCCUCUUCAUGGUGGAACCGAGCUGGUGGAUCCCGCUGGCGUGCCCUUGCCCCAGCCUGCCCAGUCCUGGGUGUGGCUGGUCGACCUUGAGAGAACUGUGGCUCUGUUGAUUGGACGCUGCCUGGGAGGGAUGCUUCAGGGGUCUCCAGUGUCUCCCGAGGAGCAAGACACCGCUUUCUGGUUGAAAACACCCCUGUUCAGUGAUGGAGUUGAAAUGGAUAUUCCACAAUUAGAUAAGUCCAUGAGCUCUCUGUUGGAAGUGGCACUCUCUGGAAAUGAAGAACAGAAGCCGUUUGAUUACAGGUUGCGCCCGGAAAUCUCAGUCUUUGUAGAUUUGGCCUUGGGGUGUGCAAAGGAGCCUGCGCGCAGCCUCUGGAUCAGCCUGCAGGACUAUGCCGUCAGCAAAGAUUGGGACAGUGCAACCUUAAGUAGUGAGUCGCUUUUGGAUACUGUUUCUAGAUUUGUUCUUGCUGCCCUCCUGAAACACACAAAUUUACUCAGUCAAGCAAGUGGUGAGAGCAGGUACCAGCCUGGCAAAGCAUUAGUGGAAGUGUAUCGGUGUGUAUAUAAAGUUCGGAGCCGUUUGCUUGCUUGCAAGAACAUGGAACUUAUUCAGACCAGGUCGUCCUCAAGAGACAGAUGGAUGUUAGAAAAUCCAGAAUCUUUAGACAUGGAUGCCCAAGAAAACUCAUUUACCCGGACCAUUGAUGAAGAAGCAGAGAUGGAAGAGCAGGCAGAGAGAGAGAGAGAGGAGGGCCAUCCCGAGCAAGAAGAGGAGGAGGACGAAAGAGAACAUGAAGUUAUGACAGCUGGCAAAAUAUUUCAAUGUUUUCUAUCAGCCCGUGAAGUAGCUCGCAGUCGGGAUCGAGAGCGAAUAAAUGGUGGGACAGGGGCUCGACUUGACGACCAGGCCCCACAGUCCCAGCAGGAACGCCGGAUCAGCAGAGACCUUCCCGAGGGACAGGAUGUGUACACGGCCGCGUGCAACUCCGUGAUCCAUAGGUGUGCCUUGCUGAUCUUGGGAGUCAGUCCCGUUGUUGAAGAGCUGCAGAAGCGAAGGGAGGAAGGGCAGCUGCAGCAGCCUUCGAGCGGCACCCCGGAAGGAAUCGGGUGCAUGACCAGAAGUGAAAGUCUGACUGCAGACAGUCGCUCGGUCCAUUCCCCAUCGAGCUACAAAUUGAUAAAAUCAAGGAGUGAAUCUGACCUGUCUCAACCCGAAUCGGAUGAAGAAGGUUACUCACUGAAUGGAAGACGAAAUGUGGAUUUGGACUUGGCAUCAUCCCAUAAAAAGAGGGGAGCAGCUCACAGCCCAAUUGAUGCGCUCAGUGAUUCAUGGACUCGGCUGAAACACAGAGAUUGGCUGUAUAGCUCUUCUUGCUUGUUUGGAGAGUCUGAAUUUGAUUUCACAAAAACUGUUGGCAUUCACACACUGAUUGAGAACAUUAUUAGUUUUGUGAGUGGGGAUGUGGGGAGCUCCCCGGGCUUUAAGGAGCCCGAAGAAAGUAUGUCAACAAGUCCCCAGGCCUACAUCGUUGCCAUGGAGCAGCAGCAGCAGAGAGCAGAGCUGCGCUUGGAGGCGCUUCAUCAGAUCCUGGUCCUGCUUUCUGGGAUGGAAGAAAAAGGCAGCACUCCAUCUGCAGGAAGUCGCCAAGGGCUGGGGUUUCAGUCCUCCUCCCUUCUCACCUCGGUGAGACUGCAAUUCCUAGCUGGAUGCUUUGGCUUGAGUACUGUAGGGCAUGCAGGCUCCAAAGGAGAAAGCAUCCGCUUGCAUCAUUAUCAGGAUGGCAUCAGGGCUGCUAAGAGAAACAUUCAGACAGAAAUUCAAAUGGCUGUGCAUAAAAUUUAUCAGCAGUUAUCUGCGACUUUGGAAAGAGCCCUCCAAGCAAAUAAGCAUCACAUAGAGGCACAACAGCGUCUCUUGCUGGUAACCGUGUUUGCCCUGAGCGUACACUACCAGCCAGUCGAUGUGUCCUUGGCUAUCUCCACCGGGUUGUUAAAUGUCCUGUCCCAGCUGUGCGGAACAGACACCAUGCUUGGGCAGCCGCUGCAGCUGUUACCCAAAAGUGGCAUUUCCCUGCUCAGCACCGCUUUAAAAGUGGCCAGUACUCGAUUACUUCAGAUCCUUGCGAUCACCACUGGAACCUAUGCAGAUAAACUGAGUCCAAAAGUGGUCCAGGCCUUGCUGGAUCUGCUGUGUAGUCAGCUGAAAAAUUUGUUAUCGCAAGCUGGCGUGAUGCGCAUGGCUUCCUUUGGGGAAAAAGAAGAUGGUGAGCAGGAGGAACAGGAGGAUGAAAAGAAGGCCGAGACAAAUGGUGACAGUGAGAGGAAAGACUUCAAAGUGGCCCUCCGGAAACAGCAUGCUGCGGAAUUACAUCUAGGAGAUUUCUUAGUUUUUCUUCGAAGGGUUGUUUCUUCAAAAGCUAUUCAGUCAAAAAUGGCCUCUCCAAAGUGGACAGAGGUGCUGCUGAACAUUGCUUCUCAGAAGUGCUGCUCAGGUGUCCCUUUGGUUGGCAACUUGAGGACCCGGCUGCUCGCACUACAUGUGCUGGAAGCUGUGCUGCCCGCUUGCGAAUCGGGGGUGGAAGAUGACCAGAUGGCUCAGGUUAUUGAACGAUUAUUCUCCCUUCUGUCUGACUGUAUGUGGGAGAGUCCAGUUGCACAAGCCAAGCAUGUGCUCCAGGUCAAAGAGAAGGAACAGGAAAUGAAGCUGCAGAAACAGGGUGAAUCUGAGGAAGAGGAUGAGAAUCUUCCUAUUCAAGAGGUAUCCUUUGACCCCGAGAAGGCGCAGUGCUGCAUCGUGGAGAAUGGCCAGAUCUUAACUCAUGGCAGCGGUGGAAAGGGGUACGGGCUGGCCUCCACUGGAGUCACUUCUGGGUGCUACCAAUGGAAGUUCUAUAUUGUGAAGGAAAAUCGAGGCAACGAAGGCACGUGCGUGGGAGUGUCCCGCUGGCCAGUCCAUGAUUUUAACCAUCGCACCACCUCGGACAUGUGGCUUUACAGAGCCUACAGCGGCAACCUCUACCAUAACGGGGAGCAGACGCUAACGCUGACCAGCUUCACCCAAGGGGACUUCAUCACGUGUGUGCUGGAUAUGGAAGCCAGGACCAUUUCCUUCGGUAAAAACGGAGAGGAGCCAAAACUGGCUUUUGAAGAUGUGGAUGCGGCUGAAUUAUACCCUUGUGUGAUGUUUUAUAGCAGUAAUCCUGGAGAAAAGGUCAAAAUCUGUGACAUGCAGAUGCGUGGCACGCCGAGGGACUUGCUGCCGGGGGACCCCAUCUGCAGUCCUGCUGCGGCGGUGCUUUCCGAGGCCACGAUUCAGCUGAUCCGCAUCCUGCACCGAGCGGACCGGUGGACCCACUGCAUCAACAAGAAGAUGAUGGAGCGGCUGCACAAGAUCAAGCCGUGCCUUAAAGAAGCAGGUCAGAAGCUGAAGAAGAGCCGCUCCGUUCAAAGCAGAGAGGAGAACGACGUGCGGGAGGAGAAGGAGAGCAAGGAAGAGGAGAAGGGCAAGCACGGCAGCCGGCACGGGCUGGCUGAUCUUUCGGAGCUGCAGCUGAAGAUGCUCUGCGUGGAGGUGUGGCCCGUGUUGGCUGUGAUCGGUGGCGUUGACGCGGGGCUCCGCGUGGGAGGCCGUUGCGUUCACAAGCAGACGGGGCGCCACGCCACCUUACUUGGCGUGGUCAAGGAAGGGAGCACGUCCGCCAAAGUCCAGUGGGAUGAAGCCGAGAUCACAAUCAGCUUCCCAACUUUUUGGUCGCCUAGUGAUACGCCAUUGUAUAAUCUGGAACCUUGUGAACCGCUGCCUUUUGACGUUGCAAGAUUCCGCGGACUGACAGCCUCUGUAUUGCUGGACUUAGCCUAUCUAACUGGCAUCCAUGAAGACGCAGGAAAGCAAAGUGCCAAGCGACACGAGAAGAAACACAGACAUGACUCUGAAGACAAGGGAGACAUGGACCAGAAACCAGAAGGCGACUCUGCAUCAGACUUGCGAUCGGUGCCAAGUGCUGAGGAGGUCAAAGGGGCAGCGAGUUUAAAAUUAGAACAUGAAGCCACUUCUUUUUCUUUAGACUCUGUUUCCUUCGGAAUGGAAUGCCAGUAUCCAAAUGCUGAGGGCAAAAGAAAGAAUCAUGAGCAUACCUCCAAAAAUCACGACAUUGUGCAAUCAGAAAUCAGAGCUGUACAGCUAUCGUAUCUUUACCUUGGCGCCAUGAAAUCACUUAGCACGCUCCUGAGCUGCAGUAAAUACACCGAGUUGUUACUAAUACCCAAAGUCCUGGCUGAUAGUGGCCAUAACUCUGAUUGUGCGAGUUCCCCCGUUGUUCACGAAGAUGUGGAAAUGCGUGCUGCCCUGCAGCUCUUGAUGCGCCACAUGGUGAAACGGGCGGUCAUGCGCUCGCCCAUCAAGAGGGCACUGGGACUGGCCGAUUUGGAACGGGCACAAGCAAUGAUCUACAAAUUGGUGCUUCAUGGGCUGUUGGAGGACCAGUGUGGUAGCAAAAUUAAGCAAGAAAUGGAUCAGCAGGGAGAAGAAAGUGAUCAAGCCCAGCAGGCCCAGACGCCUGUGACGACGAGCCCUUCUGCCUCCAGCACCACCUCCUUCAUGAGCAGCUCCCUGGAAGAUACGACGACCGCCACCACUCCAGUAACCGACACAGAAACUGUGCCUGCCUCCGAGUCCCCCGGCGUCUUGCCUCUUAGCCUGCUUAGGCAAAUGUUCUCCAGUUACCCAACGACCACUGUCUUUCCAACCAGACGUGCACAGACGCCUCCGAUAUCAUCUUUGCCAACAUCUCCAUCUGACGAAGUGGGCAGGAGACAGUCGCUCACCUCUCCAGACUCUCAGUCUGCAAGGCCCGCCAAUCGCACAGCUUUGUCUGACCCAAGCAGUCGCCUUUCGACUUCCCCUCCUCCACCUGCUAUCGCUGUGCCAUUACUAGAAAUGGGUUUUUCCCUUCGGCAGAUUGCAAAAGCGAUGGAAGCCACAGGAGCAAGAGGAGAGGCAGAUGCUCAGAACAUUACGGUCCUGGCAAUGUGGAUGAUAGAACAUCCUGGGAAUGAGGAAGAUGAAGAGCCCCAGCUGGAAGAAACCACUGAUUCCCGCCAUGGAACCAUGGUCUCUGGGGGCAGUGGGAAGUCAGGUGAUCAGUGCUAUUUACCCUCUCCGGGAGACAUUCCCUCAGCUGAUGCCACUGAAACGGAAGAAGGCUUUAGUGAAAGUCACGACAAUAUGGACCAAGCAGAAAAUGCAGCAUCUGGAAGUGGACCCGCUUCUAGAAGUCGCUCAGCAGUAACCAGGAGACACAAAUUUGAUUUAGCUGCCCGGACGUUGUUGGCACGUGCUGCGGGAUUGUACCGCUCCGUACAGGCACAUAGGAAUCAGAGCCGGAGAGAAGGGAUCUCUCUGCCCCAAGACCCUGGAGCAUUAUACGACUUCAACUUGGAUGAGGAGUUAGAAAUCGACCUGGACGAUGAAGCCAUGGAAGCCAUGUUUGGGCAGGAUCUAGCCAGUGACAAUGACAUUCUGGGAAUGUGGAUCCCAGAGGUAUUGGAUUGGCCUACCUGGCAUGUCUGUGAAUCUGAAGACCGGGAAGAAGUUGUCGUAUGCGAGUUGUGUGAGUCCAGUGUGGUCAGCUUCAAUCAGCACAUGAAAAGAAACCACCCUGGCUGUGGGCGUAGCACCAAUCGGCAGGGCUAUCGCAGCAACGGCUCCUACGUGGAUGGGUGGUUUGGUGGCGAGUGUGGAAGUGGGAACCCUUACUACCUCUUGUGUGGCAGCUGCCGAGAAAAGUACUUGACUUUGAAGAGCAAAUCGAAGACGUCUGCCUCGGAAAGAUGUAAAGGGCAAGCUCCUGAUCUAAUAGGAAAGCAAGACAGUGUUUAUGAAGAAGACUGGGACAUGCUGGAUGUUGACGAGGACGAAAAGUUGACGGGUGAAGAGGAAUUUGAACUUCUGGCUGGACCCCUCGGGUUGAAUGACCGCCGCAUCGUGCCUGAGCCUGUUGAGUUUCCGGAUAGCGAUCCCCUAGGAGCCUCUGUUGCCAUGGUCACGGCCACCAACAGCAUGGAGGAGACUCUGAUGCAAAUAGGUUGCCACGGCUCCAUAGAGAAAAGCUCUUCCGGCAGGAUCACCCUGGGAGAACAGGCCGCCGCCUUGGUAAAUCCGCACGACCGUGUUAUGGCACUCAGGAGGGUGACAGCAGCCGCUCAAGUCCUCCUGGCAAGAACCAUGGUGAUGAGAGCCCUCUCGCUACUUUCCGUCAGUGGAUCCAGCUGCAGUCUUGCGGCAGGGCUCGAGUCCCUGGGCUUAACUGAUAUCCGGACCUUGGUCCGACUGAUGUGCCUGGCUGCAGCGGGGAGAGCUGGCCUCUCCACAAGCCCCUGUACUGUCUCCGGCUCUUCAGAAAGAUCUCGGGGUGUGCACAGCAAGAUGAGCAAGCCCAUUUCCUGCUUGGCUUAUCUGAGCACGGCCGUUGGCUGCCUGGCUUCAAAUACUCCAAGCGCUGCAAAGCUGCUGGUUCAGCUCUGUACCCAGAAUUUAAUUUCAGCAGCGACUGGUGUGAAUUUGACUACAGUGGAUGAUCCAGUGCAGAGAAAAUUCUUGCCAAGCUUUCUGCGCGGAAUAGCAGAGGAGAACAAACUUGUAACCUCUCCCAACUUCGUUGUGACUCAGGCACUUGUAGCCUUGUUGGCAGACAAGGGAGCCAAACUGAGGCCAAACUAUGAUAAAGCGGAAGUUGAAAAGAAAGCAGUUCUAGUUGCCCAUGUGUAUGCCCACCCUUCCUAUGAUCCUUCUGCUGUAGGCCCUCUGGAGCUGGCUAAUGCACUAGCAGCUUCCUGCCUUUCUUCAAGGUUAUCCUCGCAACACAGGCAGUGGGCCGCCCAGCAGCUGGUGCGAACCCUGGCAGCUCACGACCGAGACAACCAAGCCAGCCCCCAGACCUUUGCCGACAUGGGAGGGGACCUGCGCAAGUGCUCCUUCAUCAAGCUGGAGGCCCAUCAGAACAGGGUAAUAACCUGUGUGUGGUGCAACAGAAAAGGGCUGUUGGCAACAAGCGGCAGCGAUGGAACGAUCCGCGUCUGGAGCGUUACGAAGAAGCAGUACUCACUGCAGCAGACGUGCAUUUUCAGCAAACUGGAAGGUGAGGCAGAGGAGAACUUGGGGUCACCCAGCGAUCCCAGCUUGUCUCUUGCCUGUUGGAGCGUCAGCGGCAAGUACCUGGCUGGAGCCCUGGAGAAGAUGGUGAACGUCUGGCAAGUCAAUGGAGGAAAAGCGCUCGUGGAUGUUCAGCCCCACUGGGUGUCUGCUCUCACAUGGCCAGAAGAAGGACCAACUGCAACCUGGGCAGGAGAGACUCCAGAAUUGCUCCUUGUAGGCCGUAUGGAUGGCUCUCUUGGGCUGAUUGAAGUUUUGGACGUUUCCACCAUGCGCAGAGUUGAACUGGAGCACUGCUACCGAAAGGAUGUGUCUGUUACCUGCCUUGCCUGGUUUAGUGAAGACAAACCUUUUGCGGUCGGCUAUUUGGAUGGGAAGCUGCUCAUAGGCAUGAAAGAGCCACUUGAGAAAGGAGGGAUCAUUUUAGUCGAUGCUCACAAGGACACCAUUGUUAGCAUGAAAUGGGAUCCAACUGGAAAGAUUCUCAUGACGUGCGCCAAGGAAGAGUUGGUCAAGCUGUGGGGACACAUGGGGGGCUGCUGGCGGCAUUUGUACUCGCUCCCCCACCAGGCAGCUGUGAAUGCCAUCGCCUGGUGCAGUCUUCCGGGGGAAGGCCCAAAGCCACAGCUCUUGCUGGCGACAGGCUGCCAGAAUGGUUUGCUGUGUGUCUGGACCGUUCCCCAAGAUGAGCUGAUCUUACUUCAGUCCAGCCUAAGUUGUUCGGAAGGAUGGUGGGACGAGGAAGCCAGUGGCAAGGAUGCCUACAGGAGAGCAGGAGAAACCAAGUGCAUUUACCAGUUGAAGGGGCAUAUCACCCCCAUUCGGACGGUGGCCUUCAGUUCCGAUGGACUGACAUUGGUAUCGGGGGGACUUGGAGGGCUUAUGAACAUCUGGUCUCUCCGGGAUGGCUCUGUUUUACAGAGCGUUGUGAUAGGCUCUGGAGCUAUUCAGACUACCGUAUGGAUCCCUGAAGUUGGAGUAGCUGCCUGUUCUAGUAGAUCAAAGGACGUGCUGGUGGUGAAUUGCACGUCGGAAUGGAUUUCUUCCAACCACGUCCUCGCAACGUGUCGGACUGCUUUGAAGCAGCAGGGGAUUGUGGGCCUUCACGUGGCCCCGUGCAUGAGGGCUUUCCUAGAGCGCCUGCCCAUAAUGCUGCAGGAGCAGUAUGCGUACGAGAAGCCCUACGUCGUCUGCGGAGACCAGCUCGUCCACAGCCCGUACAUGCAGUGCCUGGCGUCGCUCGCCGUGGGCCUUCACCUGGACCAGCUGCUGUGCAGUCCGCCCGCCCCACCUCAUCACCAGAGCGGCCUCCUUGACCCGUCGACCUGGAACCCCAUGGAGUGGGCCUGGCUGGAAUGCUUCUCGACAACCGUCAAGGCGGCCGAAGCGCUGGCCAAGGGAGCCCCCUUCCCAGACUCCUUCACAGUUCCGGACCUGGAGCCCGUCCCGGAGGAUGAGCUUGCCCUGCUGAUGGACAACGGGAAAUGGAUCAGUGGCGUGGACGAGCAGAUUAUGUCCUGGGCUACCUCACGGCCUGAGGACUGGCACCUUGGUGGGAAAUGCGAUGUGUUCCUGUGGGGAGCAGGGAGGCAUGGGCAGCUGGCCGAGGCUGGGAGGAACAUCCUGGUGCCCGUCCCCGCGUCGUCCUUCUCACAAGCUCAGCAGGUAAUUUGUGGCCAAAACUGCACUUUUGUGAUUCAAGCUAAUGGGACUGUUUUGGCGUGUGGAGAAGGGAGUUACGGUCGGUUGGGACAAGGAAACUCAGAUGAUCUUCAUGUGCUCACUGUUAUUUCAGCACUGCAAGGCUUCGUCGUAACCCAGCUGGUGACGUCGUGUGGGUCUGACGGGCACUCCAUGGCGCUGACCGAGAGUGGCGAAGUGUUCAGCUGGGGGGAUGGAGACUACGGCAAGCUGGGCCACGGCAACAGCGACCGGCAGCGCCGACCGAGGCAGAUCGAGGCUCUGCAAGGGGAGGAAGUGGUGCAGAUGUCUUGUGGCUUCAAGCACUCGGCAGUGGUGACUGCAGAUGGCAAGCUGUUUACCUUUGGCAAUGGUGACUACGGCCGCCUGGGACUCGGAAACACCUCCAACAAGAAGCUUCCCGAAAGAGUGACGGCGCUGGAGGGCUACCAGAUUGGAGAGGUUGCUUGCGGACUGAACCACACCAUAGUUGUGUCCACGGAUGGCUCCAUGGUUUGGGCAUUUGGCGAUGGAGACUAUGGGAAGCUGGGCUUGGGAAACUCCACCGCAAAGUCCUCACCCCAGAAAGUAGAUAUCCUUUGUGGAAUUGGAAUCAAAAAAGUUGCAUGUGGAACCCAGUUUUCAGUUGCUUUGACGAAAGAUGGACACGUGUAUACAUUUGGGCAGGACCGGCUGAUCGGCCUGCCCGAGGGGAGAGCCCGCAACCACAACCGGCCGCAGCAAGUUCCGGCCUUGUCUGGAGUCUCCGUUGAAGACGUGGCUGUGGGAGCAGAGCACACCCUCGCCCUGACCUCCUCGGGGGACGUGUACGCCUGGGGGAGCAACUCAGAAGGGCAGCUUGGACUGGGCCACACCAACCAUGUUCGAGAGCCGACCCUAAUUACUUUCCUGCAAGGGAAAAGCAUCCGGCAGAUCUCAGCGGGACGAUGCCACAGCGCAGCGUGGACGGCGCCACCCGUUCCCCCGCGAGCGCCAGGUGUGUCGGUGCCGCUGCAGCUUGGCUUGCCAGAUACCCUCCCGCCUCAGUACAGCACCCUGAAGGAAGUGAGCAUCCACACGGUCCGGGCGAGGCUCCGGCUGCUGUACCAUUUUUCGGAUCUCAUGUAUUCCUCGUGGAGGCUGCUGAACCUCAGUCCCAACAGCCAGAACAGCACGUCCCACUACAAUGCGGGCACCUGGGGCAUUGUCCAAGGGCAGCUGCGGCCGCUGCUGGCACCGAGGGUCUACACGCUCCCCAUGGUUCGCUCCAUAGGGAAGACCAUGGUGCAGGGGAAGAACUACGGGCCGCAGAUAACAGUCAAGAGGAUCUCCACCAGAGGUCGGAAAUGUAAGCCUAUUUUUGUUCAAAUUGCAAGACAAGUGGUGAAGCUGAAUGCAUCAGACCUUCGUCUGCCUUCUCGUGCCUGGAAAGUGAAAUUGGUGGGAGAGGGCGCUGAUGAUGCCGGGGGCGUCUUUGACGACACCAUUACAGAGAUGUGCCAGGAGCUUGAAACUGGCGUCGUCGACCUCCUGAUUCCUUCCCCAAAUGCAACGGCUGAAGUCGGCUACAACAGAGACAGGUUCCUCUUCAACCCUUCCGCCUGCUUAGACGAGCACCUGAUGCAGUUCAAGUUCCUGGGCAUUCUGAUGGGGGUGGCCAUCCGCACCAAGAAGCCCCUCGACCUCCACUUGGCCCCCAUGGUCUGGAAGCAGCUCUGCUGCAUCCCUCUCACUCUGGAAGACCUAGAAGAGGUGGAUCUUCUCUAUGUGCAAACCCUGAACAGCAUUCUUCACAUUGAAGACAGCGGGAUUACAGAGGAGAAUUUCCACGAGAUGAUUCCUCUAGAUUCUUUCGUUGGCCAGAGUGCAGAUGGGAAGAUGGUUCCCAUAAUCCCUGGUGGGAACAGCAUCCCACUCACCUUUUCAAACCGGAAGGAAUAUGUGGAAAGAGCCAUCGAGUACCGACUCCACGAGAUAGACCGCCAGGUGGCUGCUGUGCGCGAGGGGAUGUCGUGGAUUGUCCCGGUGCCGCUGCUCUCCCUGCUCACCGCCAAGCAGCUGGAGCAGAUGGUCUGCGGGAUGCCAGAGAUCUCCGUCGACGUCCUGAAGAAGGUUGUACGGUACCGGGAGGUGGAUGAGCAGCACCAGCUGGUCCAGUGGUUCUGGCACACUCUCGAGGAGUUUUCCAACGAGGAGCGUGUCCUUUUCAUGAGAUUUGUCUCGGGAAGAACUCGCCUGCCAGCCAACACAGCUGAUAUCUCUCAGCGUUUCCAAAUAAUGAAGGUCGAUAGGCCUUACGACAGCUUGCCUACCUCACAGACGUGUUUCUUUCAGCUGAGGCUCCCCCCCUACUCCAGCCAGCUAAUCAUGGCCGAGCGCUUGCGCUAUGCAAUCAACAACUGCAGGUCUAUUGAUAUGGACAAUUACAUGCUGUCCCGAAACGUGGACAAUGCCGAGGGCUCGGACACAGAUUAUUAACUCUGUGGCCGGUGAUCAUCUUCCUUUCUCAGAUCGUGCCCGAUGUCAGACUUCCAUGUUGACACCACUGUAUGGUAACCACAGACGUUUUAGAAACAUAAAACAGUGGCCACCUUUUUAGUUACUCUAAAUGUAACAGAACUUAGGUGUGUUUAUUUUUUGUGACUGUAAACAAAAAUACAAAAAAGUGAGAACAGUAAGGUAUUUUUUUUUUCCCUUUCCCCCCCAAUUUUUUGUUCACUUUUGAUAAGUUUGCAUGGAGCCUUUCCGGUACAUUUUUUGUUGGGAAUGGUACACUGAUAAGCCCUCCCAGUGAACAUGAAGAGUUGUACAUUGUGUAUAAUUGUUCAUUAGAAAGGACAGCUUUACAUGAAUAUUCAUAUAUUUAUUUUUGUUUUAAUUUGAAAUGCCUGUGCAGGGUUCCUUAUGCAGAGAAAAUAAAGCAAAUUCAAGAACUGA
Molecule: messenger RNA, 15428 nt
Organism: Varanus komodoensis (Komodo dragon)
Lineage: Eukaryota; Metazoa; Chordata; Lepidosauria; Squamata; Varanidae
Gene: HERC1
Product: HECT and RLD domain containing E3 ubiquitin protein ligase family member 1
Exons: 78
Coding region: 324-14969 (4881 amino acids)
Molecular function (GO): ubiquitin-protein transferase activity; protein binding
Source: RefSeq, a predicted model, not a curated record